AGCAGACGUCGCCGGGUGAUGACGUCAGUGAGGCCGCCUGCGCCAGGAGCGGGAUCCCGUCACUUGUUGUCGCCCGUGUGUGAGAGAGGAGCCCGGUGUCGUCUCCGGUCCUCCUGCCUCAGGUACUUCUGACAGAUGGCCUCACCAGAUAGUCCUGAACGGGACCCACUGUCUCCUGAAGAAAUUUUACCUGAGCUGACAGACGAAGAGGAAGAAGAUGAUAGGGAUCAGUCUUCAGACCAUGAGCUGGAGAGAGAGGAGGAAGAGGAUGAUAUUGACCAUAAUGAUCCAUUAGAAGAGAAGGAUUUAUCCACUGACUCUAAUGAACCCUUAUCGGGCUCAGGAGAACACAUUUCACCCUUCUCAAACAAUAAACAUUCCCCAAAACCUUUUCCAGAGGAUAAAGCCAUUUCUGGGUCCCUCUUAGAACCCCUCCAAGAGUCUCCAGAUUCCCCUACAAUGGACGAAGGCAUUUUGGACAUUGCCGAAAAAAAUCAAUCUGGCUCAGAAGAACACGAGAGACAUUGUAUUAAGUCUCCUCAUCCCUCUGAUGAUGAUGAUCACUUGAGUCAGAAUAAAUCUCCUGGCUCAGAGAGUGAACCAAAUCAAGACAUUCAACACUUUACCAAAGAGGAAGAUGAUGACCACGGACGAGGCAAUGACCUUCACGACGAAGCUUCUUCUGUAACAAGAGAACUGGAUGAGCAUGAACUGGAUUACGAUGAGGAGGUCCCAGAAGACACGGCAGGACCAAACCAGGAAGAUGACCAAGAGAAACUUGUGGGUGAUGAUGAAGAUGAAAAAGAGAAAGAAGGUUCUCCACUCAAUGAGAAGAAAGAAAGUGAGAAGACUGAAGAGCCGAAGGAUAAGAAGGAGGAGGAUGAUGGAGAAAUCGAUGAAGGGGAGAUUGAUGAUGAUGACCUUGAGGAGGGUGAAGUGAAGGAUCCAAAUGACAGAAAAACCAGACCUCGGCUAACCUGUCGCUUCUUCAUGAAAGGGAACUGCACAUGGGGAAUGAGCUGUCGGUUUAUACAUCCCGGGAUGAACGAUAAGGGGAAUUAUUCACUGAUAACUAAACCGGAUCCAUUUUCUACAAACGGUACCUCUGCUGGGGUGGUUCCCCUAUCUCAAAACCCUUGGGGGGCUCCAGCCUCAGAUGAACUGCUUCCUCUAAUCCAGGACCCUCCAACAGAGAGCGCCUGGGAAAGGGGUCUCCGGCAUGCAAAAGAGGUGCUUAAAAAAGCCACAAUGAGAAAAGAGCAGGAGCCUGACUUUGAAGAAAAACGUCUCACAGUUACCAUAGGAGAGGAUGAAAAGGAUUUUGAUAAGGAGAAUGACUAUUUACGGGACUGGAAUUAUCGGAUCACCAGAGAAGUUCGAGAAACUGGAGAAGUGGAAUUUCGAGAAACAGUGACCCAUGGGUCAAUCGGUCCAUCCUCCUUUGGUGCUGUCGUGGAGGAUUUGGAGAAACCGGCUUACCGACCUGAUCCCUUUGCAGAUCCCUAUCAUGACCUUGAUAUGGAGAGAUACUGGCGUGGAGGGCAGUAUGAAAAUUUCCGUGUACAGUACACAGAGGCAGAGCCAUAUCGCUAUAGGGACAGAGAACGGGAGCGUGAUCGUGACAGGGACAGAGAUAGACAGCGAGACAGAGACCGCGACAGAGAACGAGACAGAGAACGCCGCCAACGGGAAAGAGAGCGAGACAGAGAACGGGAACGAGACAAAGACCAACAGAAAAGGAAAGAUGAAUGGGAAAGGGAUAGAAACAAAAAAGUUGAGAAAGACAGGCAAAAAGAUAAAGACAAGGAGAAGGAGAAGGACAAAACAAGGACAAAGUCUCCACUUCUUCCUAGCCGUCCUAAUGAUGCUUCUAAGAAAGAUUCUCCUGCUGCAAGUUUAUCAGCUGCUAAUCCCACUGCAUCUGCCGUGGUCCCAAAUUUGUCUGGUUCGUCAUCAGUUAAAAGGGCCGAUGAAUGGAAGGACCCCUGGCGUCGAUCAAAGUCACCAAAAAGGAAACCAGGAAACUCUGGCUCUCCCAGCCGUGGGCGCAGAAGACAUCGUACCUCAGGAUCAUCCGAUUCUGGAUCCAAUUCAUCCAGAUCCUCUUCUCAUUCAUCUUCAUACUCUGGUUCUGGAUCCUCACGUUCUAGAUCUUCAUCCUAUAGUUCUUACUCCAGCCGAUCUUCUCGACAUAGUUCAUUUUCUGGUAGCCGGUCCAGGUCAAGGUCAUUCUCCUCUUCACCAUCUCCCUCACCAACUCCCUCUCCACAUAAAGCCUCCACUAAGAGCAAAGGAGAACCUAUUGCAGCAUCUGGCAAAGGAGAGAAACUAAAUGUGAAGAAGGUUGCAACUCCCGCUGCAGCAGCUGCUGCUGUUCCAGCCACUGCCGCGCCGGCAAAACCUCCAAAACCUGUCCCGGAGGCGGCUAAAACUGGCGACAAAAGAAUUGGCCGAGUAAAAGAAGCAAAGAGGAAAGCGCCACCAAGAAGGAGAACUGUAAGCGGUAGCAUCAGUGGCAGCAGCUACAGUGGAUCAAGCUCCCGGUCUGGAUCUCGCUCACUAUCCAGAUCCUCACGCUCCUCAUCUGCAUCUCUCUCACCUUCCCCUUCUGCAUCUCGAAAAUCCAGGAAAUCCAGGUCUCUCAGUGUAAGCAGCGUCUCCUCAGUCUCCAGUGUCUCUUCCUCCAGUAGUUCUGUGCGCAGUGCUGAUUCUGAUGACAUGUAUGCUGAUCUGGCCAGCCCCAUCUCCUCUGCUAGCUCUCGAUCACCCUCUCCUUCACAGCAGAAAAAGGAAAAAGCCUCUGAAAAAAACAAAAAGGAUGACCAGCGGCUUAAGGAGGACAAGCGGACCCGUGAUCCCACAGCUGCACCGCCGCUAAAAGCAGCUCCAACAAAACUGCCAAAACCCAUUAGUGGCAGCAAAACAGCUCCUCCGGCCCCGGUUCCGCCCCAGGCUCAGAGCGGCUUCAGCGCCCACAAGGAAAUUAAGAUAACGCUUCUGAGCAAGGGCACGGAUAAGGGAAGCAGCAGAAAGCGGUAUGAACCUUCAGAAAAGGACAAGCUGGGCUCCCCCCCUGCUAAAAAAGCUAAUGUGUCCCCUGAGCGAGCAGCUGCACGAGAUCGCAAACAAGUUGGAAAACCACCAUCACCGAAAGCAGAUCGCCAGCGGCUGCCCAAUCCUAGGCCUCCCCCCUCUCAGCCUGACAGGAAACGUCCUGCUUCUCCUCCACCGAAGAGUUCAAGCAAAGUCACCAGCAUCCCAGGGAAAGCCCCAGAGGCAGCCCCCUCUGCCACCAAAACCAGCAAAGCAAGCACCUUAUCCCGCAGAGAAGAACUCCUCAAACAGCUCAAAGCUGUGGAAGAUGCCAUUGCUCGUAAAAGAGCCAAAAUACCUGGCAAAGUAUAGCAGCAGGGCUACAGGCCCCACAGGAGUCUCUAAGACAUUUUUUUUUUUUUUUAUUACUUGAGCGAUACAAGCAUCAGUGUGGUCACGGUUUGGAGCCAAUGAAUUUGUAAAACAAGGAAUUCUGCUGUUGAUAUGUGAAGAAGGAUCUAAGUGGCAGAUAAAGUGCAACCAGUGAUCUGAUGCGCUGUCGUCCGUGCUGAGGAUUUAUUUAGGGUUCAUUUUUAUUUUAUUUUUAUUUUUUUCUUGGUUAUUUUUAUUUUUAUUAUUAUUUUUUUUUUGGUCAUACGCCCUGAUUCCAUAACUGCUGUAAGUCUUAGACUCUGGCUCUGUCUGAGCCCCACUAAGAUGGCACAGUCUGCAGUCUCGAUCGUCUGAUAUCUCAACCCCCUCCCUCAUUUAUUUGAUCUUUGCCAAGAAUACAGAGGGUUUUAUUUGUAUGUAUUUGCCCAUUUUAGUCAGUAAAGAUUAGAGGUGUGGCGCAGUGUAAAAGAUGAUGCGGCGCUCUUUGGUUGGGAUUGUCUACCUGUUCAUAUUUGGGGAGGGGGUUGGGACAGGUGAUUUAUCCCUAAAAUAAAGUAUUUUGA
Hyla sarda is the source of this 3989-nucleotide messenger RNA. It is a transcript of the gene ZC3H18, whose product is annotated as zinc finger CCCH-type containing 18. The transcript has 21 exons. The record is from RefSeq and is a predicted model, not a curated record. Lineage: Eukaryota; Metazoa; Chordata; Amphibia; Anura; Hylidae. Gene Ontology annotation, molecular function: metal ion binding. Bases 136 to 3405 code for a protein of 1089 amino acids.